AUGACCUUCACCUGGCGUUGUGAUUCUCCGACAGACGUGCCAGGUUACCCCGUCAUCACCGGCUACAUGACAGGUGAGGUCCUGAGGGAGGGGGAGCGUCGCAUCCUCAUCUGCCAGGUUGUGGGCGGCAACCCUCGCCCAUGGGUCACCUGGUACAGACAUGGGCGGCCCAUCAAUCCCACAUCUAUGAUAGCUGCCCCUCUCACCACCCCGCCGGCAGCCACGAGCAGCACGGGUAUGGAGGAGACGGGUGUGAGGGUAACUCAACUGGUGACGGCGACGCGGGAGGAGGCCGGGGCAGUGUACGAGUGUCGGGUCAACAGCCAGCUGCUGGAGCAACCACUCACCUCCAACGUCACUCUCACUGUCCACUGUAAGACAUCACUUGUUACUGUUACUUCAGCAGACGCGCCAACCAAGGUGACUGUGACAACUCCCUCGAUGGCAGUGGUGGACCAAGAGCUGACACUCGCCUGCUACACCUCCGCCGCCAACCCUCCAGCGACCAUCACCUGGAUGAUACAAGGAGUAGAACUGGACAGCAGCUCAUCGGUGGUGAGUCAGGAGGAAGGUGGAGGGUGGGUGACCACUUCCGAGUUGAACCAUGUCGUGUCAGGGCUACACGAUACGCCCCAGGUCACGGCGGAGUGCAGGGCUCACCACCCAGCCACGGAGAGAGCCGUCACUCACCAAUGGACCCUCAAGAUCGCCAAGCGUCCUGGCAGGCCCGUGUUGCAGGUGGAGGGUGGAGGAACGGAGGUGAUAGCGGGCGUCACACUCAAGUUCCUGUGUACCAGCGACGGAGGCAGACCCCCGCCCUCUCUCACGAUGUACAAGAACAAGAAAAAGCUGCCGGUGGAGAUUAAUCAAGAGGGCUACGUGACGCAGGUGAGGGCAGCGCUGCAGGUGAUGCCAGCAGACAACGGUGCCGAGGUUAGGUGCCAGGCGAGGAGCCCAGCCACGCCCACGCCCAUCACCGCCACCACCACCAUCCAUGUGCUCUUGCCGGUGAAGGAGGUGCGAGGGUGGGUGACGCCGAGUAGUGUGGAGGCGGGAGAGACAGUGGCCCUCACCUGUGAGUCUUCCCCCAGUCGACCACUGACCAUCAUCACCUGGCACUCACAGGGGAUUACGGUGCAGGGAGCCACCAUCCGUCACUCUCCUGGACUGUUUGGGGCUACUAUUACCAGGUCAGAGCUGUUGUUGAGGGCCGUGACGGAUGAUGACGGGAGAGUGGUCAGCUGUGAGGCCCACAACGGUCUGGGUGUCACCGUGACGACUAACAUGACUCUCAACGUGUUGUACGGCCCUGUGUGGGUGGAGGAACCUGCCAGGGUGGUGGACGUGGUGGAGGGUGAAGACCUGAUCGUGAACGUAGUAGCCACGGCCAACCCACCCCCCGUCAGUUACACAUGGUGGCGAGGACCGCAGAGUGUGGUGGGUGUUGACGGAGACACAGGGGCCGAGGGUCAGCUCCACCUGGCCAGGGUGCACCGCCAGGACGCCGGCAGCUACUCUGUCACCGCCACCAACCCGAGGGCCUCUCUAAACUCCUCGUUUACCAUCAACGUGCUCUACGGGCCCGAGGGCGUGGAGGCCCCUAAGCGGGUGACUGUGGACGAAGGAGACACCGCUACUAUACUCUGUUCAGCCCUUGGCAACCCCACUCCCAAUGUUACCUGGAUGAAGGACAGCAAUAACACCAGUGAGGUGUGGUGGGGCGUGGGGUCUGCCAGGCUGGUGGUGGAGCGAGUGUCCAGGCAACACACAGCUCUCUACAAGUGCCACGCCUCCAACACUGUCUCUUCAGCCCCCUCUGUGACUACUGCUCUCCUCGUCUCCCAAGCACCCUGGCUGCCAGUGUACCCGGAAGAGGCGAUCGUGCGGAGGUGGCUGGCUCCAGUAGGGGGCAGCACACAACUUCAGUGUCGCGUCAUGGCAGCUCCUGCACCCACCUUCAGAUGGACCUUAAACAAUGAUCGAGUCCUACUGAACAGCCACAAAUACUUCGUCCCGCUCCCACAGCUUGUGGACGGACUGGUGGAGUGGUGGUCGGUGCUGGAGAUAAGGAAGGUGACCGUCAGGGACUACACCUACUACACCUGUACGGCGGUCAACACCUUGGGCUCACUCACCAUUAACCACACUCUCAGCCCUCCCCUCGUCCCUCACCCACCGACACACCUCCAGGUGACGACAGUAACAGCCAGUUCCGUCACCAUUUCGUGGGUCAACAACGAUACUGAAAUACUUGGUUAUACUAUACGAUAUCAAGCAACUGGUAUCCCGGGCUAUCAGUACGCGGAGGUGACCUGGAACAACACUAACGAGGCGGAGGUGGACGGGCUCACACCUGGCACCCAGUAUUACUUCACCAUCCAGACCUACCACCACCACGGCCGCUCCCACUUCACCUCACCAGCCGUCGUAGUCACCACGCUGAGUGUGGAGGAGGAGGAGGCAGCCAGCACUAGCAACGUGGAGGACAGCGGAAAGGGUCGAGUACCGAGACUCCUCCUGCUGUUGUUCUCUCUCACCGCGGCUACACUUUUUGUCCUCACCAUCUCCAUCAUUGUUUGUUUUGUCCGUCGACGAUCAAUUAAGAGAAGUGCCUCAGGAUCAUCGAACAAGACUGCAGCCUUAGAUGUGUACACCCCAGCAACAACUCCUGGAGACAUUAGUCAUGAUGAGCCUGAGAUAAGUUGCUCUCUUGAUAACCUUACUCCUGCCAACAACCAAGUUCUGUGCCUUAAGACAACAGCGAGCCCUGAGGAGACCAGACGUGGCGAACACCAGGUGGUGAUGACAGGUGAGGCAACACCACCACUCACCGGUCAACAAGAUAACAAGGAAUCACCUGGGCAAUAUCCCACACUACCCAUCGCCACUCACCAAGUUAUUACAAGCUCCCCUAGACCACGCACCUCUUCACCCUUCACCAGUGAUAAAUCCACCAGGACAACUCACCAACAUAGUCCCUCACCGUCAGACAGACACCAAGACACUGAAGACCCUCACCGUUUAUGUCUCCCUUCACCACUUACAAGAUGCCAAGACCAAAGGGGAACACAGCAGUUACCUACCGCGUCACCACUCGCUGAUCACCAAGUCAGAAAGAGAGCGCCACAGUUGAUACCUUCAUAUACCAGUCAACGAGUGAGUGGAGACCUGCAACAAUCACACUCUACUUCGCCGCUGGCUACUAGUCCAGGGCGAGUGUGUAACAGCCCCCUACACAACCUAACGAGAGAUGUAAGUAAAGAACAUAUUUUGACUCACUGUGAUGGCCUUCCUUCUGAUGACAAUAUCAGUAUUUCUUCUGCUGACAGUCCCUUAAAACGGAAAAAUAGCGUCAGCAAGAGAGGGAAGGUUUCGGGCCUGACUUCAAAUAUACCAGAUGUAUGCCUGAAGAGUUCUAGACCUUACAAGCCCUCGUCGCCUCGUCAUCACCAGGAGAAACUUACGGACCACGUGGAGGAGGACCGAGUGUCCUUUUCGUCACUGCACAGUAGCGACUCGUGGGUUAACCAUCCAGCUCCUCCAAGAUCACCUCCUUCCCAUCUACUUCCCAAACGAAUUCUUAAGCAGCCACUGUCAUCACACUACACCAGCAAAAGUCCCUGCACAACCUUACGUAGCCCAACAUUACAGUACUCACCACCUCUCUGCCUUCCCUCCAAACCCGCCACACAAGUCAUUUAUCAUGGCCAGCCCCACAUACAACAGCAACUGGAGCAACAACAACUUAAACAACAACAUAUGCAGCAGUCAGUCACUCAACAGCGUUGUUCACCGCAACAACCAGAUCACCAACAUGCUCAACCGCUCCUCCAACUUGGACAACAUUUCUCAGUGCACCAACUUGAGCGCAGUAAUUCACCGAUAGAGAAGCUUCAGCUUCAACAUAAACAUAAGACGGAACAACAAAAAGAGGAAGACUUACAAACUCCUCCGUACAGGCAUCAUCAUCACACCAUACAUGAGCUAUCACGUGAACAUGAACAACAAGGACAACAAUUGUCACCUCCUCAACAUCAUCACCAGCAGUGUCAUGAGGACCAACAACUUCAAUAUCAGUUAAAGGAAAAUUCAUAUCAACAACACCAGCAAAUUUCCCAUGUACAUUAUCAUCAACAGCCGUACGGAAGUACAGCCACUCAUCAUCAUCAACAUAUGUAUGAUGGCGUAGAUGAUCAGAAACAUCACGAGGUGCCUCACGGCCAGCAGCUUCACCUGCCUGACCAACAUCAACAACUGCACUAUCUGCAUCACCACCAUCAACACUAUUCUGGAGUUCAUGAACACUUGCACUCUAGUGACGACAAACAACGAGUUUAUCACCAUAAUAAACACAAAGUUCAAGAAAAUCAAUAUAUCAUGAAGCCGAGCGAUAGAGUGCCAUCAGCCUUCGUGCCACUGGACUACCAAGAGCAUCGUCAAGACCUCCAGUGCUGUACAUCACAGCCCCAUGUAAGAUUUCAGGAGCCACAGCCUCACUCUCCACACACGCAACAGUACGACCCAUCGACCUGUCAUCCUUCACAGUACUCCACAUACUAUGCUCGACCUCUGACGUGUUGCGAUGAAAGAUGUAGACAAAGUAUACAUGAAAAUGUUGCUUAGUCCCUCUUGUGUUGUCACCGAUUGACUCCCUUCGUCACCUUAGGUUACCUUUUAAAACUUUUAAUUAACAUUAUCUUUGUUAAAUGCUUCAUUACUCCUUCAUGUACUCUACACAAUCAUUAGCAAAUGCCUUUUAAGAGAGUACAGAAAUAUCUAGACACCUUAAGCACUGUGAGCAUAAUGAGUUUUCUUUAGCUUAUAAUAAUGUGUAAAAUAGCAUAUUCUUCAACGGGCAAUAAUGACCUAUCGUAUGUAGAUUAAUAAAUCCAAGUUUCCCUUAAUUAUACUAACUGUUUUUAUUGGUUCACCGGUAAAUAAAGCACUACUCUGUAUAACUUCAAUUGAUUUUAUAUAAUGGGUCGUGUGAGGAAACAGUUGCCAUGGCGUUGUAAAUUUGAGUGAGAUGCGCUUAAGAGAUUAUACUGGUGUUGUGUCUCACGGUGUAAUGUAUAAUAAACUGGUGUUCUAUUUUGAUCACACCAAA
Messenger RNA from Homarus americanus (American lobster), 5107 nucleotides. Its product is annotated as nephrin-like. The transcript has 18 exons. The coding region runs from base 1 to 4623 and encodes 1540 amino acids. The record is from RefSeq and is a predicted model, not a curated record. Gene Ontology annotation, molecular function: cell adhesion molecule binding. Gene Ontology annotation, cellular component: cell-cell junction. Gene Ontology annotation, biological process: cell-cell adhesion. Lineage: Eukaryota; Metazoa; Arthropoda; Malacostraca; Decapoda; Nephropidae.